AUGGAAACAAAGAAUCAACAUAAUUGUGGAGAAUGGUAUGUUAGUGAUUUUGGAUUUUGUGGACCUGCUGAUAAACCAUUAGGAAGUAUAUAUGGAAAUCUUCCUUAUAUAGCGCCUGAAGUUAUUAAUGGAAAAGGAUAUACUUUUGCAUCAGAUAUUUAUAGUAUUGGUAUACUCAUGUGGGAAAUUUCAUCUGGACAACCCCCUUUUGCUUAUGCUAACCAUGAUUAUGAUCUUGCAAUAAAUCUAAUAAAAGGAAUGAGACCACAAAUCGUACAAGGAACUCCAACAGAAUAUAAAAAUUUAUGGUUCAAUAAAUCAUAUUUUCAAGAUAAAAAUAAAGAAUAA
Molecule: messenger RNA, 348 nt
Organism: Funneliformis geosporum
Lineage: Eukaryota; Fungi; Glomeromycota; Glomeromycetes; Glomerales; Glomeraceae
Source: the annotation of a GenBank genome assembly